AUGGCCAGCCACCGAACGCACACCAAAACCACCGGCGCCCCGGACUAUGACAGUCCGCAAUUCUGGGAUGCCCGUUUCGCAGCCGGCCAAGAUGUGGGCGAGUGGUUGAAUUCAGGCGAAGCGUUGAUCGACACCUUUGUCGCAGAUCUGGAGGGUCGACGACCAUCUUUGUCGGGAGAUCAUCCACCACGCACCUUGCAUCUGGGCCCGGGAGUCUCCAUGCUUGGCUUCAAACUACAAGAGAUUUAUCACCAGCGGCGCUGGAAGAGUUGUCACAUUCUGAAUGUCGAUUUUUCCGCCGAGGCUGUACGCCGUGGCUUAGAAGCAGAAAGGAACAAACCGCGCGAUCAAGCCAUGACCUGGCACCAGGCAGACUUACUCUCCUGGACCGACAUUUCACGCAUUUCCCAUCUCGGCCCCUUUGACGUGAUCGUGGAUAAAUCUACCAGUGACGCCAUUGCCACCUCCCCCGAUCACUAUGUCCCAAGUCCAGCAGAAACAGACUGUGACAACACAUCCCCAUUGCUGUGUCCCGUCAUUCGAGAAACUCUCUCCACGACCGGGGGAGCAAUCAAGGUCUCCCCGGUGGAAUUGCUGGCAUUGCAUCUUGUCCCGAUCACUCGACGGGGUUCAACGUGGAUUGUGCUGUCCUAUUCGAGUCUCCGAUUUGAUAAUCGUCGCUUGAUGGAUCGGUAUUGGUCCCUGCGCUGCCGGAUCCCCAUGAAAGCGCCUUCGGGAAAUGUGUCCUCUACGGCGUAUACCCCCGAGGUAUUUCAUUGGCUUUAUGUAUUGGAACGACGGUAA
Penicillium oxalicum is the source of this 804-nucleotide messenger RNA. RefSeq lists its product as uncharacterized. The record is from RefSeq and is a predicted model, not a curated record. NCBI's taxonomy places the organism in Eukaryota, Fungi, Ascomycota, Eurotiomycetes, Eurotiales, Aspergillaceae. The transcript has 2 exons. Bases 1 to 804 code for a protein of 267 amino acids.